Messenger RNA from Staurois parvus, 1572 nucleotides. Lineage: Eukaryota; Metazoa; Chordata; Amphibia; Anura; Ranidae. The record is from the annotation of a GenBank genome assembly.
AUGAAAAAGUUUAAGAGAAGGCUGUCUCUCACUCUUCGAGGCAGUCAGACCAUAGACGAAUCUCUGUCUGAAUUGGCAGAGCAAAUGACCAUUGAAGAAAACAGUAGUAAGGACAAUGAACCUAUUGUGAAGAAUGGCAGGCCUCCAACAUCUCAUAGUAUGCACUCCUUCCUCCAUCAAUACACAGGAUCCUUCAAGAAGCCACCACUGAGAAGACCCCACAGUGUUAUAGGUGGAAGCCUUGGCUCAUUUAUGGCAAUGCCCAGGAAUGGAAGCAGACUAGACAUUGUGCAUGAAAACCUGAAAAUGGGAUCUGACGGAGAAAGUGACCAGGCCUCGGGAACAUCAUCUGAUGAAGUCCAGUCACCAACAGGUGUUUGCCUCAGGAAUAGAGUACAUCGGAGAAUUUCAAUGGAGGACCUAAAUAAACGUCUGUCACUUCCGGCUGACAUCAGGAUACCAGAUGGGUAUUUGGAGAAGUUGCAGAUAAAUAGCCCACCCUUUGAUCAACCUAUGAGCAGGCGAUCACGGAGGGCAUCACUGUCUGAAAUUGGUUUUGGGAAGAUGGAAACCUAUGUCAAACUGGAGAAGCUUGGAGAGGGCACGUAUGCCACAGUUUUUAAAGGAAGGAGUAAACUGACCGAGAACCUUGUAGCAUUGAAAGAAAUUCGUUUGGAACAUGAAGAAGGUGCCCCUUGUACAGCCAUUAGAGAAGUUUCGUUAUUAAAGGACCUGAAGCAUGCAAACAUUGUCACAUUACAUGACAUUGUUCACACGGACAAAUCGUUGACUCUUGUUUUUGAAUAUCUGGACAAAGAUUUGAAGCAAUAUAUGGACGACUGUGGAAAUAUAAUGAGUAUACACAAUGUAAAGAUAUUUUUGUAUCAAAUUUUAAGGGGAUUAGCUUACUGUCACAAAAGAAAAGUUCUUCAUCGAGACUUAAAGCCACAAAACCUACUUAUCAAUGAGAAGGGGGAACUGAAGUUAGCUGAUUUUGGUUUGGCCAGAGCAAAAUCUGUUCCUACAAAAACCUAUUCCAAUGAGGUUGUCACAUUAUGGUACAGGCCGCCAGAUGUCCUCCUCGGGUCUUCUGAGUAUUCAACGCAAAUUGACAUGUGGGGUGUUGGAUGUAUAUUUUUUGAGAUGGCUUCUGGAAGACCUCUGUUUCCUGGGUCCACUGUAGAAGAUGAACUUCAUUUAAUUUUCAGGCUUCUAGGCACUCCAACAGAAGAAACCUGGUCAGGAAUUUCUUCAAAUGAUGAAUUCCGAAAUUACAACUUUCCCAAGUACAAACCUCAACCACUUAUUAAUCACGCACCAAGGUUAGAUUCUGAAGGAAUUGAGUUAUUAACACGAUUUCUACAGUAUGAAUCUAAGAAGCGGAUUUCAGCAGAAGAUGCUAUGAAACAUGCUUACUUCAGAAGUCUUGGAACAAAAAUGUAUAGCUUGCCAGAAAAUAUAUCAAUAUUCAGUCUUAAGGAUGUCCAGCUGCAGAAAGAUCCCGGCUUUCGAAAUUCUUCCUAUCCAGAGACAGGGCACGGCAAGAACAGACGACAGAGCAUGCUCUUUUAA